AUGGCCGCCGUUCCGUCCCCCGUCCCCAAGCUGGACCGCUACAUUGUCAUUCAUGUCGCUACGACAUGCGACGAGCAUGGCGUCUACGUGACCAAGGACUCUGCCGAGGUCAUUGAGUUGGGAUGGAUUUUGCUCGACACCAAAAACUGCGAUGAGUUGCAUCGAGAAAGCAUUCUCGUCAAACCAGUCAACACGCCAAUUACUCCGCUGUGCACGAGUCUGACCACUCUGACGUGGGAGAACGUACGCAAUGCAGGAACGUUUCGGGAUGCCAUCAACCGGUUUGAUGCUUUCGCUCAGGAGCACCUCAUUUCAAAAAACCUCGAGUUUUCUUUCGUGACUCUCGAUUCAUGGGACCUUCGUGUACAAUUGCCCCGAGAAGCCCGUGACAAAGCCGUCGUCCUCCCGCCGUAUUUGCAACACUCACGUACCUUCGAUCUUCGCACUGAAUAUCAGAGAUGGCAGACACACCAUCCGGAGUCUUUGCCAUUUGGCCCUAGCUCCCUUGCUAAUAUCUGCGCUGCUCUAGAGGUUGAGCCUGUGCAAUCGUCGGCCCCGAUCAAGCACAACUUGCCUUUCCACCUGCAAGCUCUUGCUCCAGCCUCGCCUCGGCGGGCCAUGGAGGAGUCCAUCACUUUAGCUCGCGUUCUCAAAGGACUCAUUCGCAAAUCCCAGCCUGCUCAUGAGCAUCCUGAAAUUCUCACUCGUCCCAUGGAUGCCAGGGCCGAUGUCCGCGCCUUCCUGGCUGAGCGCAGCAAGGUGCUUCACAUGAGUGGCCUACCACAUGAUACCACGCAGUCAGAAUUGGAAAGCUGGUUCACUCAAUUUGGUGGUCGUCCCAUUGCCUUUUGGACGCUGCGUACUCCGGAUCAACACAAACCUACUGGAACCGGAUUUGCUGUAUUUUCGUCCCACGAAGAGGCAGCAGAGAGUCUUUGUAUGAAUGGCCGAGCUCUUAACGAAAAGGCCAUUGAGGUUUCUCCCUCUUCCAGCCGUGUUCUCGACCGAGCCGCUGAGAUCCUGACUCCAUUCCCACCAUCCAAAAAUAGACCUCGUCCUGGUGACUGGACUUGCCCGUCUUGCGGGUUCUCCAACUUUCAGCGCAGGACUGCUUGCUUCCGCUGCUCAUUCCCAGCCGUGGGAGCAACCCCUGACCCUUACGGCUACCCAUAUGCUCCACCAUCUAUGAUGCCUCCCAUGAACCCCCAUGGGGGUCACGGAAUGGGCCACUCGCGUGUUGGUAAUGGCGUUGUUCCAUUCCGCGCCGGUGACUGGAAGUGCGGCUCAGAGGGCUGCGGCUACCACAACUUUGCAAAGAAUACCAAUUGCCUUCGCUGCGGGGCCCCGCGCUCUGGUGCAGCGGUUGUAGCUGAUUCCGCUUUCCCCUCUCCUAUGGAUCCGCCCUCUGGUUUUGGAAUUGGACCAGGCUCUAUGUCAGGCACACCUGCUCCAGCACCAUUCCCGUCCACGGGUGGUGGCGGCUUCGGAGGCUUUGGACAGCAAUUCGCGGCUCCCCCGACCAACUACGGCUUGCCGUCUGGUUUGGGAAACACUCCUGGUCCUUAUCCACCAAUGGGCCAAAUCAAUACGGGUUAUGGCUCAGCCACUGCGGCUCACUCGGCGACUUCAUUCGGCAAUCCUGCGACACAGGCGGCUUUCACUGGAGCUGACCACAGCUCCCACUCGCAUGCCUCAAACGGCAAUCUCUAUACGACCGACGGUGCUAGUGACCCAUUUGCAUUCCUUUCGACGGGCUUGGGCGGGCUAACCGUCAAUGAUGACAACCAUGGCCGUCGAAACGGCGCUACUACCAGCAAGUCACCCGCAUAA
Messenger RNA from Talaromyces atroroseus, 1830 nucleotides. RefSeq lists its product as hypothetical. The record is from RefSeq and is a predicted model, not a curated record. Gene Ontology annotation, molecular function: 3'-5'-RNA exonuclease activity; RNA binding. The coding region runs from base 1 to 1830 and encodes 609 amino acids. The transcript is spliced from 4 exons. Lineage: Eukaryota; Fungi; Ascomycota; Eurotiomycetes; Eurotiales; Trichocomaceae.